AUGGGCAAAACGAUGGCCGAAGACGAGCCUCCAGCUCUGAAAUAUCACCAUCAACGUCGUAAGUCGUUCUCUGCCCUAGCAGUUCAUUGCGAGGCAGAUUUCUUAGCUUCUGUCCGGCAUGCCUGUGUCCUCAAGUUCUGGCAUUUUGAUGGUAUAUGCACGACGCGCUUUCAUCUCCAUGCUGUUUUGUUCGGCCUUGACGACAAAACGAUGCGACCGCGACCGCGAUCGUCUGAAGAUGAGGACAGCGCAGACAAUAGAAAAGAUGAUGAGGAAAACGGACAGCUCCGACUCCAGUUAUUGCGCCCGGAGGGAGCUUACGCUGGAUCCAGAACGGAAGAGCCAGUACGAGUGGAUAAACCCGGAUUCGUGGUUGUGGAUGUACUAAUGAUUGCGCUCGAGCUGUCACCGGUGGUCGUCAGUUUGAAGGAUCGGGAUAGAACUAUCUGUCCUGAUGUGGGUGCCUGGUUUUGGGCUAAAUUCACUCGCAAUGGACAUCGCAACCGAGGGAAGGGAGCUCGAAUCGAGCAACUGCGCAGUGACAGUGACCUCAGCGAAGGCCGCAACCUUCGUAGACGGAGCGAUACCCGACGAAAGCAGACGGAACAAUCAGCCGGUGUGCUGGAGACAAUGGAGAAGAAAGAAGAGAAGUGGUUAAACGGCAACCAGGCUGAGGAACAACUUAUCGACUUGGGCCGAAGAAGAGCCCCCACCAGCAGAUGGGUGGCAGAUUUAGUGGAUAGAUGA
Molecule: messenger RNA, 747 nt
Organism: Fonsecaea nubica
Lineage: Eukaryota; Fungi; Ascomycota; Eurotiomycetes; Chaetothyriales; Herpotrichiellaceae
Exons: 1
Coding region: 1-747 (248 amino acids)
Source: RefSeq, a predicted model, not a curated record